AUGUUUCGGAUUACUAGAACGAGUAUCGGACUCUUUUCUGUUCGUGUUACGUGUUUUGCGCCUGACUGCAAUGCACCUUUAGGGUUAGAAAGUGAAUCUAUAAAAAAUGAACAGAUUAAAGCCUCCUCAUUGAGUUUAGACCAAUCUCUUUCCAAAUUAAGAUAUGGAUGCUGUGAUGGAGAAUCAUUUGCGGCAUGGUGCCCUGCCGAAAAUCAAAAUGGUGAAUGGGUGGAAGUGAGUUUCUAUGGCCCAACAUUGGUUUCUGGCAUUAAAUUACAAGCACCACAGUCAAUUGAGGAAGUCACCAGCAAUCUGACUAAAUUUAGUGUGCAAUUUGAGCUGGCAACCUCACCACCAGGUGUCCUGACAACAUACAUUGAUGACAACAACCAGACUGUAUUUGAGAGUCAUUUGGAUACAGAAUCUAAGAGUAAUCUAACAUUUCCCAGUGUACUGAUACGGAAGAUUAGAAUAGUUGUUGAAGAAUUCAAUGUUAAUCCAUGUUUUAGACUGGAAGUUUUGGGAUGCAGUUCAACUGAGACUGUUGUACCAGUGGGUAUAAAAGAACCUAAAUUGAGAUUAGAUUACAUUUCUGAGGAUGAUAUAAAAUUGGUAUGUGAGACUACAGAUCUACCGUCAUUAAGCAUACAAUAUCAAGUGACGUGGUUUCGUGAUAAUAUCGCUAUACAAACAUCACUACUACCAUCACUGUCUACAUCACAAACUUUACAAGUUACCAUCCAGGAUUUCAAAAAUCAAAAAUCUCAUCAGUGUUCCAUUAAAGCCUGUCAUUCAUUAGACUGCAGUAAGGAUAUAUUUACAGACAAGGUUGAAAGCGAUGUAUUUAUGCCUGGUGUUACAUUGGAAACUGAAGACAGUCUGCAAAUUUGUGAAGGAGAACAGGGCAGCUUUAAGGUUGUGGGAAAUGCACCACCAAGUUUCAUAUGUCUCAUCAAUAACUUGAAGGAAGAUUGUCAGAUUUACCUGCAGACAACUGUAGCAGACGACAAUCCCGUCAGAUGUACCAAUGAUAGAAUUCUACCUCAAAUCACUGUUCCAUCUGCUUCAUCCCAAUCUCAAUGCAAAUGGACCUACAGCAACGAAAAUUGGAUGAGCCCAAUAGAAAUACCUGUCAUGGCCAAUCAAGAUUUGUUAAUUGAUGGUACCAGAAUGAGCUCUAUCACUGUGACUGUAGUUCCUGGAGAAUGUCUGUCAUGCAUGUCUAAAUCAGCUCAAAUGAUCAAGGUGGAAACUUGUGAUAAAGAUGAAAUAUCUGUAUGUAAAUCAUUACCUACUGGACAUAUUACAACUUUCGAUAAUGUGGUUUACACCAGUCAGUUAAAUGGUGAACAAAUUUUAUACCAGAGUAAAGAGAUGCCAUAUUCAGUUCAUGUGUUUAAUACAGAAUGUGAUGGUGUUGCUGAUGCUGUGUGUAGUUGUGCUGUUGCCAUCAGAUCAAAUGAUGAUGUUGUAGUUAUCAGUGGCUGCAAGGGUAAUGACCAUUUAGAAGUUGACAUGUAUUUGAAUGGUGAUCUUGAACCAGAUACCACUAUUUAUAGUUUUAACAGUGGCAGAGAAUAUGAGGUAUAUUUACCAACUGGAACAGAAGUUAGUGUUAAACAAUUCAAUGAUUUCAUCAGUGUGUGGAUUUACUCUUCUCCAUUAGAUUUCAACAACACACUAGGUUUAUGUGGAUUAUAUGAUAAUUCUGAUAGUAAUGAGUAUAUUAAACAAGAUGGUGUAAUGGUCAAUGACAAUGUCAACAAUGACUUCUCUAAAACAUGGAGAGUUGAUCGUAAGGAUACUAUAUUUUAUGGUAUUUGUCCUGAUCAAAUGACGUCUGCUCCUAAAGAUGUAAGAGAGAGUUGUGAAUGUAGAUCAGCAGAUAGUACACGAUGUCAUUCAUCUCAUGUUUUAACAUGUCCUGCAUUAAAAGCCUAUUUUCCGGAUUAUGAAGUAACGUCUGAUCUUGUAAAAUAUACUGCGUCUGCUCCUGUAAAUUGUCUGAUGGGGGUACAAGUUAUUGAUGAAUAUAUACAGAAACCUGACCCUGUUAAUGUACCAGUCUGGAGAAAUGGAUGGAAUGAAGCUAAUGCUACAGAAUUUUGUCAGACAAUCAGCAAUUCUAAGAUUUCCACAAUUUGUAACAGUGUGGUUCAAAAUUAUACAGAUGAUGAAUUGACUAACUGUAUCAACAACAUUAAGUAUACAGGUGACAGGACAUUCUUUAGAUUAUUAGAAGAUGGUUUGGAAGAAAGAUGUUCAAAACAAAUCUAUAAAAAUCUGACCAAUUUAGUGCCAGACUCUACCAUUAAUUCACUCUGCCCGAACAGUUGUAGUAAUAAUGGAAAUUGCAUAAAUGGAAUUUGUUAUUGUGCUGGUUUUAUUGGUGAUGAUUGUUCUGUGAAAGCCAAGGACAAACCUGUAAUAACAAGAUUGAACAAUGAUGGACUUUGUAACACUAGAAACCAACCAUGUGAUUCUGUUGUCGUAGAAGGCUACCAUUUUGUUAAGGGUACCAACUUUAAAUGUCAAUUCAAGAAAAUUGAGGUGAAUGCCACACAUUAUAGUAGUAUUGGUGAAUGGAUAGAUAGUACCGAUAUAGAAUAUAUUAAUAUUGGUUUGGUAUCCUGUUCAUUACCUAAAGCUGGUUACUAUAUGAUACGUGCCUCCAAUAAUGGACUGGACUACAGUAAUGAAGUUUUCUACUUCGCCAAUGAUAGAGAUUGUUACAAUUGUAAUACCACCGAAGGAACUUGUGCUCAAAGGGAUAAUGUAUGUAUUAUUGAUGGAAAGUGUUAUUUUGAGAAUGUAUUUAAUGAUAGGAAUCAUACAUUGAUAUGUAAACCUGAUAAAGACGCAGAUGGUUGGACAUACACAGAUUCACCAUGCAUAGAGAGUACCGCAACAUGGAAUACAACAGAAUCUCGGGCCAUUGGUUUCCAUAACCAUAAAACCUAUAACAAUGUCGUUGAUCUUGAAGCUUGUCAGAAACUUUGUGCUGGAGAACUGGAGUUUUCAUGUAGGUCUGUGGACUACAAUACAGAAAACCAGAGUUGUCAUCUUUCUAAAUAUAGAAGAACAGACGUACAAUCAUAUUACUCAAACUUUGGCUCAAAUAUAACAAACUCUGAAUGGAAUUGUGAAAAAGAACAUUGUUCUGGCUUGAAAGUGGAAUGGAAGAUGAAAUCUGCUUUAGUGCCAAAGAAGUCUAAUUUUACGGAAAUAGCUGAUGUAUGGUCCUAUGAUGUAUGCCGAUUAAGAUGUCUUGCCAUGGAAACAUGCACCUAUGUGAUACAUAAUGCUAUGAGAGGACUUUGUUUAUGGUCUACAGAUGAGAUCAGUGAAGACCAGGAAAUGGUUUCAGCACCAGGAUGGAGUUACCAUCUGAUAGAAUGUAAACCUGGUUCACCUAGUGAUAGAGAAGGACCUUCAGUAUCGUCUGCUAAAAUUAUACCAACGUUCAAUGGUGUUGGUAAUAAAGAUCAGUAUGAAUGUCAAUAUAGUGAAGUGGUCAGUAAUAAUAAACGCUUUGUUCGAUUUGAUAUUUUAUGGAAUUUCAAUGGACAAUGGAUCUAUGAGAACACUAAAGAGGAUAAUGUUACUGAAUCAUAUUUACCUGAAAAAUAUAUUGACAAAGUGGUAUAUGGCACCAAGAUAAUGUGUGCUGUCAGUGUGUGUUACUAUGACAACUGUGAAGAUACCAGAAGUACACUAGCUGUAUCAGAUGCAUAUGAAAUUGGAAUAUUGGUGUCCACAAAUGAAGAUCUUGUCUUACGGGAAGGAGAAGAAGGAGAGAAUAUUCAACUUCAUGCUACAGCUCCACCAUAUAUUCUAUGUCGAGAGAAAGGAGUCAGUAAUAUGACCGUCUGCAAAGUUAAACUGACUAUUAAAGCAGAAGACAAUGGAAAACUGGAUUGUCCUGGAGGUUACAAAGUAGCGCAAACUGCCAUCAGAAUAACCAAUGAUAAAGAUGAAGAAAUGUCUGUCUGCAACAUGGAACUGACCAAUUCUGACUGGCAGAACAUGUAUAACAUCAACAUCAAAGCAGCAACAGACAAUAAAUAUGAUGGUGAUGCUAUUGGUAGUUUGAAUAUUAGUGCUCAUUAUAUGGUGGAAGAGAAAUCAGAAGUCACUGAAGCACUUAUCGAAAGCAAAUUAACCAUUGUGGAUGUAGACAGAAGUGCUGUAUGUUUCUCUGUGAAUGAUCCUCAUAUGACAACUUUUGAUAGUAGAUAUUACAAUAACUACCAUCAAGGAGAGUAUGUUUUAUAUAAACAUUCCGAAUUACCUCAUUCGGUACAUGCUUUCUAUAGAAGUUGUAAUGGUCGAGUAUCGUGUACCUGUGCUGUAGCUAUUAAAGUAGAUGAUGAUGUGGUUAUUAUUGAUAAAUGUGGUGAGUCUGCUGACAAUAUCUAUGGUUUUACUCCAAUCAGUGUUAAACUAUUCCGUAAUGGUUUACUGACGCCUGGUUUCCAGAUUUUCAGUGAAUAUGGUGGUCGGGAAUACAGGGUGGUGUUACCAACUGGUACAGUAGUAUAUGUUAGUAGAAGUGUUAUUCGGGGAUAUAACUAUGUCAAUGUUUGGAUUAAGGCCUCAGCAUCUGAUUUCAACCACACCAAAGGUUUAUGUGGUAGCUAUGACGAUGAUGUAGAUAAUGAUUUGAUGAAAAGAGAUGGCACUUUAUCAACUGAUACUUCAGAAACACCUGAUGAUUUCUCUUUAAGUUGGAGGGUGGACAAGAAAGAUACAUUAUAUACAGGAGCUUGUCCUGAAGAGAAUGCUAAGCCAACCCCUAAAGUGAGAGAAACAUAUUGUUACUGUCAUGAUGACUCAGACUCUUGUAACCCUGGCAACCAUCUUCAAAUAUGUCCAUUUGAAAACAAAGGAUCUGAUAUAACAUUACGUCUGCAGAAAGAAUCCCUAUUCCCUACUAAAUGUAGAAAAGAAAAUACAGGCUUCAGUUAUCCAGAAUUUGAAUAUGAUAUCAAUGCUGUUCCUGGGGAGUACAAUUUCCCUACCAAGAGUGGAAUGUCAGAAGACUAUGUUAAUGGUAUUUGUAAGUUCUCCUUGGAGUUCUUAGAUUCUGAUAGUAAUUGUAAAGAUGUACCUAAUGUUCUGUAUGAUUACAGUUUUAAAUCGUGUGUGGAAGAUAUCAAGAUCACUGGUGAACUGGCAUGGAAUAAGGCUGCCUUUGAGAAUAUAAAAGUCCAAUGUGAAAUACAAUUAGCCUCUAAUGUUAGUUUAUGGACAACUAAUGCUGAUGGUGCUCUUGCUCCUCCUACUUCCAUUACUGAUCAUCUUUGUAUAGCAGCUUGUGGUGGUGCUGGAAAAUGUGUCAAAGGUGUUUGUGAAUGUAAGGAAGGAUUCAGUGGACCAGAUUGUUUUCUAGAUGAGAACGAAGCUCCAAAUUUGUUCUAUUUGGGAAAUAAAGGACUGUGUGAUUUACAGAAAGAUCCAUGUGAUAGAGUACAUGUAUUUAAUAAUAAUACAAUAGAUAAUGAAGCUCUGUUCUGUCAUUAUUAUAAAGUAGAGAGUAAUGAAACAACGUAUAAUAUUAUUGGGGAAGAAGAAACCAGACAAGCAGAAUACAUAUCUGUCAAUGAACUAAUCUGUCCUCUACCAGAGAAGAGUUCCUAUGUUAUUAAAAUCAGUAAUAAUAGAACAGUAUACAGUUCUCCUGCAUUGCUCUUGGUGUAUGAUUCUUUAUGUUAUAACUGUAGCUUGAACAGUGGAGCCUGUAUGAUUAAGGAUUCAGCCUGUUUGAUUGAUGGCACUUGCUUUGAAACUGGAGAAUACAAUCCUGACAAUUCUAGAGAAUUCUGUGAUCCAAUGUUGAAUACAACUGGUUGGCAAGUAGCAAAUGAUUCGUGUGAAACCUUAGAUCUUCUGUGGCUACAGACCAAAGAUAAAUAUUAUAUCAACAGUACAGUAUUAUCUAGCUCUACAUCAAACUAUUCUGAUUGUCAAAACUUAUGCUUGGCCGAAGACAAUAAUGGCUGCUUAUCCUUCCAACAUAACAUGACCACCAACAAAUGUUCUCUGAAUGCUCAAUCCAGAUCCACAGCGUUUGAACUGUUUGUUCAAGAUGAUAACCAGGAAACUUAUUAUAGUGAAUGGAUUUGUGACAACAAUCCAUGUGCCACUAGAGGAAUAACUUGGAUCAGACAUGCUGGAUUUGCUAUAUUAGGAGAGAAGAUCUUGAAAGAAAUAUCAGGUGUAUCAUCUUUAAGUGCAUGCAGAAAUCUUUGUUUACGUGAAAAAGAUUUUGUAUGUCGUGCCUACCAAUUAUUGGUGGAGGCCAAGACCUGCUCUCUUUCUGCUGCAUCAAGUGCUGAUGCAAAUAAUGACUUUGUUAGAUGGCCUGGUUAUAUAUUUGAAGAAUGGACAUGUAAAUCUGGAAAUGAUCUACCAAUAGCCUCUAAAAAUCCAACAGCUAAAAUAGAAACUGAUAUGAAUUCAAACUACACAUUAUCUUGUGAAUUCCCUGCCAUUGAAAAUAGAGUUAACAAGACCUUUAAGUAUCUGGUGGAAUUUUGGCUAGAUAGACAACAUGUUAUCCAGAUGACCAAUGUCAGCCUGGAGGAAAGUGCUGAUACUGGUAAGGUCUUCUUGAAUCCAGAACAAGCUAGAGGUCAUGAGUAUGGAACCAAGCUCUCAUGUGCUGUACAGACCUGUUUACAAGAAAAAGAUGGUAGCUGUAUGCUCGGAGCUUUAAGAAGCAGUAAUAAUAUUGAACUGAAAAUAGAGUUUGAGAACCAAGAUGAAAUGGAAUUAGUCGAAGGACAGCCAAGUAAAAGCAUUGUCAUCAGAAGUAAUAUGCCACCAUCUUUUGUCUGUCAAUCUACAGAAGAUUGUUCCUUUAUGGUCUAUGGAAAACUACAAGAAGAUGAAAAUGACACACUCUGUUUUGGUGGUGAGGUGAUGAGUCAAGCUGUACUUGGUUUCAAGUCCAUGUGUGGAAUUAAAAUAGAUUCUCAAAAUUGGCAAGACAAGCAUGAAAUUCCUCUGAAAGCUAAAGUUGAUUCUUUGAAAGAUGGCAACAAAGACAGACACCUGAACUUCUGGUUAGAUGUCAUGAACGAAGAUAUGUCAGUGUUUAAAACAGAUCUUAAUACAUUCAAGCUCUCCAUUAUUGACAAGGAUAGAAGUGCUGUUUGUUCUUCCAUGAGUGGAGCUCAUCUUAUUACAUUUGAUGGAAGAUAUUACGACAUUUUAUCUUCAGGAGAGUUUGUAAUGUAUAAACAUACAACUUUACCCCUAGAGGUGAGAACAUACUACCGAGCCUGUUUUAAGAAUGGAAUGUGUAACUGUGCUGUAACUGUAAAGGCGGGAGAUGAUGUCAUAUUAAUAGAUAGAUGUGGAGCAGACCUGAAAACCUCAGACAAACAACCAAUGAUAGCCAAGAUAAUUCUCAAUGAUGACCUCACUCCUGGUGUUUACAUUGAUCAGAUUGGUGCUGGCAUGAAAUAUAAGAUCACACUUCCCACUGGUACUGUAGUUAUUGUAGGUCUGGAUAAUCAACAUCUAUCAGCCUAUCUUAAUGUAUGGAUUGUACCUUCAACUCAAGACUGGAUGAAAACACAAGGUUUAUGUGGUGAUUUUGAUGGUGAUAAUACAAAUGAUCUUAUCAAUAAUUUUGAUGGUAAAAGUCCAGUUGUUAUGUCACCAAAUGCAUUCACAGCAUCAUGGAGGUCAGCUAAAGAUUCAAGUCUAUAUAAUGGAUAUUGUAAAACAGAUUCUGAUAUACAGAUAGAAGAUAUGAUCUAUUGUGAUUGUAUUAAUAAUAACACAUCACCAUGUACCUCUAAUGGAGACAUCAAACCAUGCCCACAUCAAAAUAGACUCACAUUCUCUGAAGGUGAAGAUGUAACUCAAUUAUUUGUGAAAAUAGCAGAGAAAUCAACUUGUUCUAAAACACCAGAGUUUCAAUAUUCUGCUGACUAUAAACUUCAGGAAUAUGAUUGGCCUACGUUAUCUGGUAUAACUGAAGGUAAUGCUACAGCUUACUGUGAUGAAGUUAUCAGUAACUCCAAACCAGCGAAUAUGUGUCUAGCUAUAGAUAAUAUCCACGCUGAUUUCAUCAUGAAAUCUUGUCUCUCAGAUAUUAAGAUGAACAACAAUAGGAAGUGGUUAGGAACAACAGUCAACUCACUUCUGCAAGCUUGUGUGAUAGAAUUAAAGUUACAGGGAGCAGACGCUGGAAAGGAAGAUGAUGGUGGUAGAAACAGAACAGAGGUUAAUCAGAGCCUAUAUGAUAUUAUCUGUCUUAAUGAUUGUUCUGGCAAUGGAACAUGUGUUCAAUCAACCUGUGUAUGUAAUGAAGGUUUUAUCGGACCAGAUUGUUCUGUUGAAGACAAUGAACCUCCUGAGAUCUACCGUCUGGUUAAUGAUGGAAUCUGUGAUAUAUCUCAAGCAGCCUGUGAUCAAGUGACUGUAUAUGGUAACAAAUUUGUCAAAUCAGACAACUUGACCUGUAAAUUCCAAAGGAUCUUGAUCCAAGACAUGAAUUACACUGUUAUUGCUGAUGAAAACACUGUAGAAGUUGCAGCCAUGUUUGUUAGUUUUAGUCAUAUAGUAUGUAAACUACCAACUGUUUAUAGUUAUUUGAUUAGUAUCAGUAAUAAUGAAGUACUAUAUAGUACUGAGACUGUAUUCAGUGUCAUACAUCCUAACUGUCAUGAUUGUGAUACAGCUGGAUUCUGUUCCAUUAAGCCUGAAACUUGUUUCUUUGGUUUGGAAUGUCACAAAUUUGGUGAAAAAAAUCCAGAAAAUGACACAUUGAUUUGUGAUCCUUUUGAAAAUUAUUAUGAUUGGUCAACAGUAAAAGAUUUCCCAUAUCUUGAACUAACUCCAACUGUUAAAGCUGAACAAGAUGGCGAGAACUUUAAAUUUGUCUGUGAAUUUCAACUUCCCCAAAGAUCUGAUUUGAAACUGUUUUUGAAAUGGUUCCAUGAUGAUGCUGAAAUUAAGAUGUUGGAUCUGAAUCUAGAAGAUACAAUGGCCGAAAUAGACAUUAAAUAUGUGACUGGUUUUAAAUUUGGUUCCAAGAUUGAAUGUGGAGUAUUAGCUUGUUAUGCUGCUAGUUGCGAGUCAACCUACAGUCCACCAAAAAAGACUAUCAUAUCAUUCAUGGCCGAAAUUAAGCUUCUGACAACAAAACUGAGUUUAAUAGAAGGUCAAGAUCCAGGCUUUAUAGAAACACAACUGUCCGUACCACUGAAGUAUAUGUGUAGCCAAGACCAGGAAUGUCAGAUACAAGUUGGCGUCAUCUUGCCAGAGGAAGAUGAGCUCCAGUGCUCGGACUCUCAAUAUUAUUACCAGACGGUCUUUUUAUCAACUGAUGAGACACAAACUUGUCUGAAAAAGAUCUCAGAUUAUCCAGACACUUUGAAAUUAGAAUUGAAAGCAAGUAUUGAUGGUCUGGUUGAUGGGACUACAAGAAGUCAAGUGAUGAUUGGUGCUAGAGUGACUGCUGGAGAAGAAGUGGUCUAUAAUGAUACAAUUGGUUCCACUUCAAUCAGUAUUAAAGAUAGAGAUACCAUUGCUCUUUGUGGCUCAUUGAUCCAUCCUCAUAUGACAACGUUUGAUGGCACAACAUAUAAUGUAUUUAGAGAAGGGGAAUUUGUUUUAUAUAAACAUACUACCAUGCCUUAUGAAGUGCGAGCCUUUUUCCGACAAUGUGAUGGUAAAGUAUCAUGUAACUGUGCUGUCAGUGUAAAAUCAGGUGAUGAUGUCAUCAUAGUGGAUAGAUGUGGAGCAAGCAGGACAAACCAAGAAAAACAACCCACCACUGUCACAAUUUAUAAAAAUGGUGACCUAACACCAGGCACUAGAAUUUAUAGAUACUCAGAAGGCAAGAAAUACAAGAUCCAACUACCUACUGGAACGCUAGUAUUUAUACAACCAGGCAAGAAGAGGCAUGAGAAAGGCUAUCUUAAUGUAUGGAUUCAAGCCUCUCCAACAGACUAUGAAAGAACACAGGGUUUAUGUGGAACAUUUGAUGAAGAUGUUGAUAAUGAUCUCCAACAACCUGAUGGUCAAGUCUAUGCUGGUCAGGAAAGAGAACCUGAUGCUUUCUCUCUUCAAUGGAGGCAAGUUUUUAUGAUCUAG
Molecule: messenger RNA, 10113 nt
Organism: Lottia gigantea (owl limpet)
Lineage: Eukaryota; Metazoa; Mollusca; Gastropoda; Lottiidae
Exons: 59
Coding region: 1-10113 (3370 amino acids)
Source: RefSeq, a predicted model, not a curated record